CUGUCCGUUGGUGUUCACGCGAGCUGCGGGCUGUCUGUCUGACCUGACGAGGGAUCUAACGAUAGACAUUGUGGACGUUAUCUCAUCGCGGUUUGAAUUACCAUUAUCCGUUGGGUCGGUUUUAGCCUUUUGGGGGGCUAAAUACGGAUUCAUCCUGGAAGAAUCCGGAGAACCGCGGAUAUCUACGCGGCAUGGUUGCUUCGUGACCCGCGGCAGGUGUGAAGAGAUGCCGGGGGAGCCGCCGGCGGGAACCGGCCGGGUGGUGCUGGUGAAGAAGAUCGUCAUGAAGGACGGAGCUGCGCUGCAGCAGGGCAUCGGCAGGCCCAGUGUGUAUCAUGCUGUCGUGGUCAUCUUCUUGGAGUUCUUCGCCUGGGGUUUACUCACCACGCCAAUGCUCACUGUUUUACAUGAAACAUUCCCUCAGCACACGUUCUUGAUAAACGGACUCAUUCAGGGCGUGAAGGGUCUGCUUUCAUUCAUGUCUGCUCCUCUGAUUGGUGCUCUAUCUGAUGUAUGGGGCAGGCGGACAUUCCUAUUGGUCACUGUCUUCUUCACCUGUGCACCAAUCCCUCUGAUGAGGCUCAGCCCCUGGUGGUACUUUGCCAUGAUCUCCAUGUCUGGAGCUUUCUCUGUCACCUUCUCGGUCAUCUUUGCCUACGUCGCUGAUGUGACAGACGAGAGAGAGAGGAGUACAGCGUAUGGUCUGGUGUCAGCUACUUUUGCAGCCAGCCUGGUGACGAGUCCGGCCAUCGGAGCGUACCUGUCCGCCUGGUACGGAGACAACCUUGUGGUUCUCGUGGCCACACUGAUCGCUCUAGCUGACAUCUGCUUCAUCCUGCUGGCUGUACCUGAAUCUCUGCCUGACAAGAUGAGGCUGAACACAUGGGGGGCGCCUAUUUCCUGGGAGCAGGCUGACCCCUUCGCUUCUCUGAGAAAGGUGGGUCAGGACUCGACGGUCCUGUUGAUCUGUAUCACUGUGUUCUUGUCGUACCUGCCUGAGGCUGGACAGUACUCCAGCUUCUUCCUCUACCUAAGACAGGUCAUAAAUUUCUCCUCAACAACCCUCGCUGUGUUUAUCGGAGUGGUGGGAAUUCUGUCCAUCGUAGCACAGACUCUGUUCCUCACGCUGCUAAUGAGAACUCUGGGGAACAAAAACACAGUUCUGUUGGGUUUGGGCUUCCAGAUCCUUCAGCUGGCCUGGUACGGCUUUGGAUCAGAGCCAUGGAUGAUGUGGGCGGCCGGUGCUGUAGCAGCGAUGUCCUCCAUCACCUUCCCGGCCGUCUCUGCUCUGGUGUCACAGUCUGCUGAUCCUGAUAAACAAGGUGUGGUUCAGGGGAUGAUAACAGGGAUCAGAGGUCUCUGUAAUGGUCUUGGUCCAGCUCUUUAUGGAUUCAUCUUCUUCCUCUUUAAUGUGGAGUUAAACGCCAUGGACCCCAUCCAGGGCGACUUUAACAUCGACCCCCUGCCUCUGCACAGUCCUACUGAGCAUGCCCUCAUUCCCGGCCCACCCUUCCUGUUGGGAGCAUGCACCGUAGUCGUCGCCUUCCUCGUGGCCCUCUUCAUCCCAGAGAAACCCUCCUGCUCCUCAUCCUCAUCCCACUUGUCCCUCAGCGACAAGCCCCGCCCAGACAGUAAAGAGUCGAUGUCCUCGCUGGCUGGCGUUCACAUCAACACGCCUCUACCAGGCAGUGAUGAGGAGACGCCACCCACUGCCAGUGAUGAGGACUUUGAGCCUCUUCUUCAGGACAGCAUUGUUUGAUUGACACCUGGAAUAACCACUUGAUGGAGCUUUUUUGACUGACACUUUGUUUCAGAACAAAGAAUCAGUUAUAACAUUUCCAAGGCGGGACUAAGUGUUUUUUAUUGUCAGAAGAUUCACAGCAAGCAGCUCCAAUUGCAUUCUCACGUUGCCAGAAGGAUAUAAUCCACCUUCUAUGGGAGCUAGCAUCAUCUUUUGAGCGACCAAUGAGGAUGUCAAUUGUGCAAGUUGGCAGGAGCUAAAAGCUGCCCACACAAUGUCUCUGAAUUGACAGUUUUUUUGGAUUGAAAUAAAGAAGGCGAGGCCAGCUUGGACAGCACAGUUAAAUGGAAACCAUCGAAUGAUUUCGCAAGUGGAGGGACCAACUGUGUUUUUCAUGGCAUGGGCACGCCCAGUUUUGGGACCCACCUGGAUAAAAUUGCCCUAACGGGAUGAAAGAGUAUAUUUUGAAGCUUUAAUGGAAGGAUUACUAUUUAUCUUUAAGCUUGAAGUCUUUGAUUGUUUUUGUGAUAAACAAAAAAGGUAUUUUUACCUUCAGCUGUAUCAUUUGAAGCUGUAUUUUACUUAUUUCUCAUUGGUUACUGAACAAAAAAAGUAAGAUGUCUGCGGAGUACUAACAGCAGCCAAAACAUCAGUGUUGUUUAAUAUUUUUGUGCGUGUUGAAGAACAUUUUUGUUACACUUUUUGUUUUUUGUUGGGUCAAGGGAUUUGUAUUUUUUUUAAGUGUACAGUAUCUUAACUUCUAUUGAUGCUAACGAGGUAUGAAUGUGACGAUUUGAGAGAUAAGUCAGCAACAUGAAAUCCUACAUGUCCAAUUAUUGAUUUUAAGAUAUUUUUGUCUUAUUUCAAUGGCCAAUUAUUUUAUUUUCCUCCUUAGAUUUCCCUAAGGGAAAUGUUUUAGCCAAAAAAGUCAAAAUAUAUUUAUUAUACAUAUUUGAAAAAUAGCCCAGAUCUAUACAGUUUAAAAAAGUAACCAAAUAAACACCUCUGUUCGAUCGUAAUUUUCCUUUGUAUUUCACCAGUCAGUGUCCCUGUUUGUCACUCUACCUCAAAUCACAUGUUUUGAACCGCUUUCAACCUGAAUUCCACCUUCACCUUUGUUUUAUUUUUGUAUAGGAGUCACUUUAUGAAAGUGCUGCUGGCUGCUGGCAGUGGGAAACCUCAGAGCUGCAACCCUGUGUUUAACUUUUUAAGUAUGAUUUUAGUUUCAUUAAGAUAAAAGUCAAACAGUUUUAAACAAUUAAGUGUUUAAUUAGUGAUAUCUUCAGAGUAAGAUCUUCAAACAUCACUAGUUUCAGUGCAAUAUCCCUGUGAUGCUGAUUGCAAUAGAUUCUCAAGGUGACACCAAAUUUAGUAUGAUCCAGUUCUUUUCAAACUUUCCAUACUAAAUUUGGUAGCGCUGUGACUCAGUGUUAGGCUCAAGAUGUUUUCAGACCAAAAUUGAGGAAAAAAUCUGUUUUUGAAAAUGUCUCUAAAUUGAAGAAACUGAGAAAGAACUAUUCAUGGAGCCAUCCUGAGACCCACCAGUAAUUCUCCAUUAGGGCCUGUGUCCAUAGACAGCACUUUUUUGUGCCAGCAGCCCCUACACCACAACCUUAGUUUCACAGUACCUGUGCGCUUAAUGUUGUCCUUUAUUUAGUCAAGGCAUGAGUAUUCAUAGAUCGUGAUUCAUAUCCAGAGCAAUACACAGUGCUUACCGUUAAAAACCAGAACAUUAAGAGCUAAGGCUGAGUAAUUUCAAAACUUACAUUACAUCUCAAUCAUGCCAACUACAAUCUUCAGUUUGCAGAGGGUUAAAUAUUUCUUUAGUCUGAUGUGUCAGACUAUCCAGUUAAUACUUUUUUGAAGCUAGUGCUGUACUUAUCAUGCCAACACUCAAGUGCCAUUUUUAAAGAAAAGUUUGUAAAAAUCCUGCUUUCCUUAUGUUUAUGGUAAUGUGUUUGUUAAUCAAAAUGAGACUGACAUAAAAAUGAUUAUUUCCUUCAAAACAAGUCCUGUUGGAUUUCUAAUAUCAGCCAACAUAAUUGCAGUUAGAUUUUUUUCUUCUGUACGGUUCAGCCCUAUUAAGAUCAUUAAAGACAGCCAAAAGAUUUUAGAAAUGAAAUGUAUUCAAAUAUAAGACAAAAAAAAUGACAUUAAGUAAAGAUAAGAAUUUUUAGGUCUUAUCUAAGUCCUCUUCCCAAAGAUCUCAGUUCACCGUUUGCAGACCAUGGCAUUGUUCCCUUAAAAAGACAAGUUAGAUUAGAUUCUCCUUUGCCAUUGUUGAUGACAAAGCAGAAAUCAAAAGUCCCGUGCCUUUUGAUUGUGACUGGCCAGAGACAGAACGGUGAAAGAAAUAACUAGGCAGAAUGUUUGGCGCAGGACAAGAAAAUCAUCAAAGAGAAACAGGUCUGCACACUAUUAAGAAAAAUGUUUUAAAAGGACACAUUUCUGUUUACUGGAGAGCUAGGGGGAAGUUCUUGUAGAUUGAAACGUUGCCUUUUGAAAGGACAUUGAUGAGCAUGGCUCUGUUCAAAACCGUAUCAACAAGAACAGCUAACUUCGAGGGUGUUUUUUGCACUUCAGAAAACACUUGACUGCACUGGGUUUAUAUUGAUAUUGUGCGCUGCCAGAACAGAAAACAUGAACUACGAAUACAGGCCCUAAUUUGUGAUAAACAGUUUAAAAAUUAAAGGAGUAUUUCAAAAUUUUAGCUGUGUUUGUCACUGAAUGAUCUUAAGUGGCUCAUUCAGGGGGGUGUAUGUUGUCUAAAAUAUUGAGAACUGCAAAUAGUGUCUGAUUAUGUUCAACCCAAGUAAACAAAUACAAAUGAUAAUGAAAGAAAACCCCUUUGCUUUUGGUCUGAACUCAGCUGGAGCUCACUAGAUGUGGUCGCUGGGCUUCUAAAGUCCUCCCAAACUGUAAGAGUGAACUUGUAAUAAUUCUUUUUGUAUAUUUCAGUAGGGAAUAUGUAGCAUCACUCAGCUUUUCAUGGCAUCAUACUGUCAUCUAGAAUGGUGGUUAUUAUUGCCACUAGUCGGCAGUCUGACACCAUUAAGUCGUGUGAGUACAGCAUUGUUCCUGGCUCCCAUUGUCCAGUGUUGUGUGCCUUCUGUUGGCUUUUAUUUCAGCUGUGAGAUCAUUAAAACACAAUUGAGCUUAAGAUAGUGCUUCAAUUCUGCAGUUGUGAUGUUUUCCUCUGCCAGUGGUUAUUUUUCUUUGAAUGAACUUAUACUUGAAGCAUCAGAAAGAGAUUCUAUGAGAGCUUUAGAGUUGAAAUGCUGUAGAGUUUAAGAUUAUUUAACUAACACAGAGUGUACAUAGUUAUUUGCUUUAUGACCUUAAAAUGUAAAUGUACAUGCGAAUGACAUAAUGGUAUGUAUAUAAUGUGAGUGAAGCGUGGGUUGGCUUGUUUGUUGUGGUUGGUAGGAAGGUUUUCCUUCAGGUUUCAGUGCAGUGACACUCAAUGGCACUAAAACAGUCUGGAUUGGAGUUCUUCUCCCUUUCUGCAGUUUGGCACUUAAUAAGAGCAUUAAUCUUAAUUUUUUUGUUUUUCUAACUCAUGUAAACAAUUCAAUCCUCCCUUUUCUCUAUCAUCCUCCCUGGAGUUUGUUUAUAAGCACUCUGCUAUCUUUGGCAUCAUGUUUUCUGUCAGAUGAUGAUCGUUCACUCUUUUAUACCAACUUAAAGGUGCUAGAUCAGAUCAAGUUUUCUGCUUUUUAUCUCAUCUGUUGUAGCUUUUUUAUCUUUUCUUUUCAUUACCAUAACUGCUACACUGUUUUGUUGCAGCUUCUUUUUUAUAACCCAGCUCAUGUGAUGUAGGAGUUUAUAAACCAGGAUAGGUCUUAAUCCAGCUCUCUGUAGUCCAGAUGUUUGUAAAAGAUAAAAUUCCAAACCCCAUCUAAUAAAUUAUGUGUUAGCACUACAAUGAGUUAAACUGACUUAGCCAUGUAAAUACUGUACAUGGAUUUGAUGUGUGUACAUGUGAAGAAUUAAAUGUAAAUGGGACUCAUUGUAAAUACACUCUGUCUGUUGUAUCGUCUGAAAGUGUAUACAAGCCAGAUGUUGGUUAUUGGAAAUUAAAACAAAA
Cheilinus undulatus (humphead wrasse) is the source of this 5828-nucleotide messenger RNA. It is a transcript of the gene slc71a2a, whose product is annotated as major facilitator superfamily domain containing 14Ba. The coding region runs from base 227 to 1759 and encodes 510 amino acids. NCBI's taxonomy places the organism in Eukaryota, Metazoa, Chordata, Actinopteri, Labriformes, Labridae. The transcript is spliced from 12 exons. The record is from RefSeq and is a predicted model, not a curated record. Gene Ontology annotation, cellular component: membrane. Gene Ontology annotation, biological process: transmembrane transport. Gene Ontology annotation, molecular function: transmembrane transporter activity.